Orbilia oligospora ATCC 24927 is the source of this 1305-nucleotide messenger RNA. RefSeq lists its product as uncharacterized. The record is from RefSeq and is a predicted model, not a curated record. The transcript has 2 exons. Lineage: Eukaryota; Fungi; Ascomycota; Orbiliomycetes; Orbiliales; Orbiliaceae. The coding region runs from base 1 to 1305 and encodes 434 amino acids.
AUGCUCGAAUAUACAUCGAUAUACGUCCUGUCUGCGUCCUUCCUAGUCGGACUACCAUUCGCAGUUCUACUAUACGCAUACAUCAAUAGUAGACGGUCUCCAAAACCAAAUCGUGAUGGCACUCUACGUAUCCUCAAGGAAAAGUCUCCCAAUCUCCCACCGGCAUAUCCACUAAAAGCGUAUACCUUGGCCCAAAUAACAUCUAUAGGCCCUUUCCCCUGUUAUGCAACCUUAACCGGCGUCCCUCUUCCAGAGCCCUAUCAUGCUUUCGAUAUAAAAACUGCUAAGCCCCGUCCAUACCGUCCCUUCCGCUGGGCGUACCACCAAACUAUGUCAUUGACAAGAUUAGAACCAAACUGGUGGCUAGAACUCGAAGACACCUACUCCACCCGCCUCCUCCAACGAUCCCAAAUCCUUCAAAAAUACAAAACCAAGAUCAUCGAUAGACAUCUAAACAUCAGCAAUCCCUGGCGUGUAGAAGUAGCAUGUCAAGAACUUAUGGAAAUGGUGAUUCAAUUCCUAUGUUCGCGAUAUCCACAAUAUUUCCAUUUCGAUACUUCGAAGUUUGUGUUUUUGAAUAGGAUAUUGGGUAGGGAGUUUGAGGUUUAUAAGAUGGACCCGCUGGAUUUUGUGUUUCAGAAUGUACCGGAGGAUUUUGCGAUUGUGAUGCCGGAUGAUGGGAGGGGUGGGAAGUAUGUAUUUGUGGCGGGGAUGAUUUGUAGUAGCGUUGGGUGGGAUUUGGGGGAGAAGAUUGGAAAGGCUUUGGGGGAGAUUCAUGGGGUUGUGCCGGAGUAUAAGGAGAAGAUGGAAAGGAGUAUGGAUCGAUACUUUUCGAAGUUGACAACGGAUAAACCGAUUCAGAGAGGUUCAUGGGAUAUUGUCGUUGGAGAGCCGUUAUUCGUCUGCGGAGGUGAAAAAUUUAACAAGCGACGCAGUGGACAAGAUCACAACAUCAAAGAGGAAGAUUUGACAUUGAGAGUGGACUGGCAGACGUUAAGACGGCUACCACUUUCUGGGGGUAUAGUUUUUAACUAUAAAGCGCUUUUUACGCCGGUAAAGGAGUUUGAAGAUGAACCUGGGGUGCCAGCUUUGGUAGAGAAGGUAUUGAGGGAAGGGAACAAGAAGAUUUUGGAGUACAAGGGGACUUGGCAUGUAGAACAUGUGGUUUUGCCGAUGUUGGAGAGGAUGAAGAGGAGACAGGUGGAAAUGGGGGUUUGGGAAGAGGGGAAGGAGGUGAGGACUUUGGAAGAGAGUCCGUUUUAUAGAGGGUGGGAGGAGAAGUGGAGGAAUCAGCAGGAGUUUUAA